CCUCUCUCUCUAAAAUACUUGAAGUUUCAGUUAGAGAGAGAGAGAGAGAGAGAGAAAGUGUUUGAUCAAAUGGUGAAGUUUUCAAGGCAGCUUGAUGCUCAGCUGAUUCCAGAGUGGAAGGACGCAUUCGUGAAUUACAGGCAGCUUAAGAAGAAUGUUAAGAAAAUAAAGCUCUUGUUUCUUACUUCGUCUCCUCCUUCCUCAGAUGGAUCGCACUGGGUCGGGUUCUCCUUACUAGACCCGCUCCGGAACUUCCUUAGUCGCGGCAGUCGAGGCGAAUCAAAUGAGGGUGACGAGGAAAACUUGUACGAGAUGGAUCUAAUUCAAUCAAGAGAAGCUGAGGUGAAGGAAUUUUUCGAGAAACUGGAUGAUGAACUCGGAAAAGUGAACGACUUCUAUACUACAAAAGAGACGGAGUUUUGUGAGCGGGCUGAGAUUUUAGAUAAGCAACUUCAGAUCCUUGUGGACUUGAAGAAGAUUCUAGAUGAGCAUCGACGGCGACAGCGACGGCGACAACGAUCACUAACCGACGAUUCUCGGAGUAGUAGCGACGCCUUUGGUCGCCUUAGUAACUCAUCAUCAUUUUCCGAGAACAGCUGUUACGAUGCCUCAACGGAUGGAUCGAACUCUCCUAUUACAGAGGAGAUAAUAGCAGCAUUAGAACGGAACGGAGUGAGCUUCGUCGGCUCAGCACGCACGAAAGCGAAGAAAGGGCUGAAGCCGAAGACAACCACGAUGAGGAUCGACAUCCCGGCGACCAACGCAACAAAAACGAUAUCGGCCGUGACGUCGAUGAUUUGGGAGGAUAUCGUCAACAGUCAACGGAAGGAGGGGGCCGCCGGUGGCGGCGGAGGAGACUAUAUUAGCCGGAAGAAGAUACAAUGUGCCGAGAAAAUGAUACGGUCGGCGUUUCUUGAGCUCUACAAAGGGUUGAAUCUCCUGAAGACUUACAGCACACUCAAUAUGAUGGCCUUCACGAAGAUAAUGAAAAAGUUUCACAAGGUAUCGAACCAACGGGACUCUGGAUCCUACAUAAAGAAGGUGAAGAGAUCACACUUCAUCAGUUCUGACAAGGUGGUAAGACUCGCCGACGAGAUGGAAUGCACCUUCACAAAGCACUUUGCAAGCAAUGACAGGAAAAAGGCAAUGAAGUUUCUAAGGCCCCAGCAACCCAAGGAUUCUCACAUGAUCACAUUUUUUGUAGGUCUGUUCACGGGUAGCUUUAUAGCUCUGUUUAGUGUAUAUGCAGUCUUGGCGCAUUUGUGUGGCAUCUUUUCUACCUCAAAACAAAUUGGUUACAUGGAAACUGUUUACCCUGUUUUCAGCAUGUUUGCUCUUCUAAGCCUUCACAUAUUCUUAUAUGGAUGCAACCUGUUCAUGUGGAAGAAUACCAGAAUCAACCACAACUUCAUAUUUGAGUUCUCGCCAAGCACAGCUUUAAAGCACAGGGAUGCUUUUCUCAUAUGUACCGCUUUCAUGACUACUGUUGUCGGAGCCAUGGUUGUUCAACUCGUUCUUAAAUCUGCAGGGUUUUCUGCAGGUCAUGUUGAUGCCCUUCCAGGCAUUCUCUUGCUGCUAUUCAUAGCAAUCCUCAUAUGCCCAUUCAAUGUCCUCUACCGCCCUACCCGCUACUGUUUCCUACGAGUGUUGCGUAACAUCAUAUUCUCUCCAUUCUACAAAGUGUUGAUGGUAGAUUUCUUCAUGGCAGAUCAGCUUACAAGUCAGAUACCUUUAUUGCGACAUAUGGAGUUUACAUCAUGCUAUUUUGUAGCUAGUUUGUUGAAGUCAGAUCCAUAUGAAACUUGCACACGUAGUCAGCAGUACAAGCUCUUGGCCUAUAUAAUCUCCUUUCUUCCCUAUUACUGGCGUGCAAUGCAGUGUAUCAGAAGAUACAUAGAGGAGGGAUAUGAUGCCAAUCACCUGGCGAAUGGUGGGAAGUAUGUGUCUGCCAUGCUGGCAGCUGCAGCCAGAUGGAAGUACGCUGUGGAUCCUUCACCAUUUUGGUUAGCAACUGUCAUCUUUAUAUCCACUAUGGCAACCUUGUACCAAUUGUACUGGGAUUUUGUCAAGGACUGGGGGCUCUUCAACCUGAACUCCAAAAAUCAAUGGCUUAGAGAUGAGCUCAUUCUAAAGAAUAAAAACAUUUACUAUGCAUCUAUUGUUCUCAAUUUUGUUCUUCGCCUUGGAUGGAUAGAAACCAUUUCCCGCCUAAGCCUAGGUCCCCUUGAGGGUCAGUUGGUAGACUUCCUGCUUGCCUCAUUGGAGAUAAUUCGACGGGGGCACUGGAACUUUUACAGGUUGGAGAAUGAGCACCUGAAUAAUGUCGGCAAGUUCAGGGCAGUGAAGACAGUACCACUGCCAUUCCGAGACAUGGAAUCAGAUGGAUGAGGAGGAAAUUACCCUCUCAGCAAUGUACAUAAUAUAAGGGGUUUCUGAG
Messenger RNA from Asparagus officinalis (garden asparagus), 2437 nucleotides. RefSeq names its product phosphate transporter PHO1. Gene Ontology annotation, molecular function: inositol hexakisphosphate binding. The transcript is spliced from 15 exons. Lineage: Eukaryota; Viridiplantae; Streptophyta; Magnoliopsida; Asparagales; Asparagaceae. The record is from RefSeq and is a predicted model, not a curated record. Bases 70 to 2388 code for a protein of 772 amino acids. Gene Ontology annotation, cellular component: cytoplasm; trans-Golgi network; Golgi apparatus. Gene Ontology annotation, biological process: cellular response to phosphate starvation; phosphate ion transport.